Diversispora eburnea is the source of this 1599-nucleotide messenger RNA. The record is from the annotation of a GenBank genome assembly. Lineage: Eukaryota; Fungi; Glomeromycota; Glomeromycetes; Diversisporales; Diversisporaceae.
AUGGGCGAUAAACCCUUUGAAAGACCUAGGAGAACUGGUGUUAAUUACACCAGGACUCUCAAUAUUAAUCUGUUAUCAAAUAAAAACAAAUUUAAAUUCAAUCCUAUCGACAAGAAAGAAAAAUUUUUAAAUAAAAAACUUGAUGCAGAAAAUACAACAGUAAACUUUGGAGAAAUUACAAGAAUUUCUUUAAGAGUAAAUAACAUAUGGCAAUCAGCUGUCAUUAUUUUCAAAGAAAAAAGUAAUGCACAAAAGUUACUUACUAAUUGGAGUAUCAUUAUUGGAGAAGAUUCUCUCAGAAUAACACAAUUAGAUCAAACAAUUGAUAAUCUUAAAUUACGUGGUCAAUAUGCAGCAAGGGUAAUCAGUUUGUCCAAUAGUAUUACAGCAAGAGAAUUGUGGCCACAUAUCGAAAAAUUGGAAGCAAAAACUUGUUACUUUUCAAGAACAAGAAACUACAGAAAGAAAGGUAAAGCUAUUAUCUCUUUUCAAGAGGAAGAAGCUUGCGAAAAUGCUUGCAAUGCAAUAUGGGAAGGUGGUGAUCUCAAUAUUAGAAUUGUAAAUAUUCAAACAAAAAAAUGCUAUCGUUGUCAUAAAAUGGAUCACUUUGUCACUAAUUGUCCUCGUAGAACUCAGGACCACAAAUACAAAAACAAAGCAGCAGAAAGAAUAAAAAAAUUUGAAACAAGUUGUAAAGAAAAUAAUGAAAAGUGGUUUAUAGAUGAAGGAAAAAAGUAUAGAAUACAUUGGUCCUCUGAUGGUAUGGAGAGUGAAAUCUUUUCAUUUUUGACCAGUAGAGAACUUAUCGAUUGUUAUAGAACAAUGCAUCCUGAAUCUAAUGGUUUCACGUGGCAAAGAGAUAAUUCAACUGCUAAAAGUCGCAUUGAUGCAAUAUGGAUGUCAAAAAAAUGGGGAGGAAAAAUGGAAUCGUGUUAUGUUGAUAAUUUAAAAUUAAUAACAGAAAAAGAAAGGGGAAGGAGAUAUGGGGUGUCAAUAAACUCAAUGGAAAAAACAUGGAAAACUCUUAAAAAUAUUAUGAUCGAAGGAGCUGAUCAUGCAAUACCAAAAAAACGGAAAAAGAAGCAUAAUAAAAAGAUAAAUAGAAAUGUUGCUGAGAAUAUGAAAAAAGUAAAAAAACAAAACACGUGUGAAGACUUAAUCGCAGCUCUUAGAAAUGCAAAUCUUGAUUUUCAAAGCGUUGCAAGGGCAGAGAAAAAGAAAGAAAUAUUAAAACAAAUACAAGAAGCAGUCAAACGACGAUGGGAAAAUCUUAAAGAAAAUUCAAAAAGAAUGAUUAAUAGUAUUCUAGAUAGACAACGUAAAUCGAUUGUUAUGGAUUGUAUAAUUAACGAAAAUGAGGAGGGAAAUAUUAAAAUCAUCACAGAUAGCACAGAAAUUAAAGAAGUAUAUCUUCCACUAUUAAGAGAAGUAAACACAAAAGAACUGAUACAAACUAUUAACACAUUACCAAAUAACAAAGUGCCAGGGCAAUUUAAUUUGCAGUAUGAAUGGUUCAAAUACCUUCCACUUAAUGGGAUUGAAACUUUGAAGGAUAUACUUAAUAUGUCAAUCAAACUAAACGAUAUUUCAAGAGACUGA